AAGAAGUAUACUACCUUGAUGCCUCUCUUGAUGUGAAGAUACCUGUUCACGAAGAAGUAUGCAGAAGAUAGGGAGAAAGUUAAGUAUGAAUUCUACUUGAAGUUUUUCAAAGAAAAUUUUGCUUUGAGGUUCAGCAGGCCGCAGGUUGAUGUUUGUGGUGAAUGUGAACAACUCAGUACGAAACUAAAAGAUCACAGUCUCAAUGAUAAUGCAAAGUGAGUUGCUGCAGCAGAAAUGGGGGUACACAAACGAAGAGGUAAUAAGUUUUAUGCCAAACUCAAGGAAAUUAAAGCUUUAUGCCAGGAACAAGAUGAUGUCGGUGCUAUAGUUUUUGAUUACAUUCAGAAUAUGCCACUUCUGGUGAUAACUGUUCAGGAAAUGUUUUACUACCAACAGUUAUGGCUGUACAGAUUCGAGAUUCAUGACUUGAAAAAUAAUACUGGACAUUUCUACACAUAUCAUGAAGGACAAACUUUGAAAGGACCAAAUGAAGUUUGUAGCUUUAUUUAUGAUUACAUCAAGAAAAUACCUCCUGAGAUACAGGAACUUCAUAUUUUUUCGGAUGGUUGUCUGGGGCAGAAUUGUAAUCAUACAAUUUUGAGAUUUCUCUUACAUCUUUACAAAGCAAGCUUUUUUGCACAAUUUUUCAGUAUUUCCCUGUUCGUGGACACUCCUUCCUACCAUGUGACAGAGCCUUUGGAAAUGUCAAACAAGUCAUAAGAAGACAUGAUUGAAUUUAUCUACCAGAAGAUUAUCAGCACAUGAUUGCAAGCAGUCACAAAUUAAAGCCAUUUACAGUAUCAGUAAUCAAAUACAAUGAAAACUGCUUAGGCGACCACCUGCAUUCGAUGGGCACCUGUCAAAACGGGCAAAAUUUUCUGGCAUGGAAUAGUUUAUCCCUAGAGUCUUCAUAUAAGUUACCUGUAUUAAACGACCACCUGUGUAACGCGACCGCGGGCAUCGAUUUUUGGUCCAAAACAACAUACAACACCUGUAAUAAGCGACCACUUUCGCGAAUGUAUCUGGU
Molecule: messenger RNA, 1027 nt
Organism: Centruroides sculpturatus (bark scorpion)
Lineage: Eukaryota; Metazoa; Arthropoda; Arachnida; Scorpiones; Buthidae
Exons: 1
Coding region: 235-720 (161 amino acids)
Source: RefSeq, a predicted model, not a curated record